Yamadazyma tenuis ATCC 10573 is the source of this 2007-nucleotide messenger RNA. RefSeq names its product acetate--CoA ligase (gene ACS2). The record is from RefSeq and is a predicted model, not a curated record. Gene Ontology annotation, cellular component: cytosol. Gene Ontology annotation, molecular function: AMP binding; acetyl-CoA synthetase activity. Lineage: Eukaryota; Fungi; Ascomycota; Pichiomycetes; Serinales; Debaryomycetaceae.
AUGACCAACACAGAACACAAGGUGGUCCACGAGGCCAACGGCUGCCAAUCUCAUGAUACUCCCAAGGAGUUCUACGACAGGCAACCCGAGCCAGGCUUCAUCAAAGACAUCGAUCAAUACUAUCAGAUGUAUCACAAGUCCAUUCAACAACCAGACGAAUUUUUCGGACCUUUGGCCCGCGAGUUGUUACACUGGGACAAAGACUUCGCCAAGGUGCGCUCUGGUUCGUUGGAUACCGGGGAUGUUGCCUGGUUUUUGGGAGGUGAAUUAAAUGCCUGUUACAACUGUGUUGACAGAUACGCAUUCCAAACUCCUGACAAGCUUGCAAUUGUUUGUGAAAACGAUGAUGAAAAGGAUAGCCACUCCUUGACUUACAAACAGUUGUUGUUUGAGAUCUGUAAAGUGUCGCAGGUGUUACAAGACUGGGGAGUCAAGAAAGGUGACACUGUGGCCAUCUAUAUGCCCAUGAACUCCCAGGCGAUUAUUGCCAUGUUGGCAGUAGCCCGUUUAGGAGCCAUCCACUCAGUGAUUUUCGCUGGUUUCUCUUCUGGUUCCAUCAAGGACAGAGUCAACGAUGCCAGCUGUAAGGCUUUGAUCACCUGUGAUGAAGGUAAAAGAGGUGGAAAAACCAUCAACAUCAAGAAGUUAUGUGAUGAAGCUCUUGUCAACUGUCCAUCUGUGGAAAAGGUACUUGUGUACAAACGUACGGGGGGAAACGUUUACAUGGAAUCAGGUAGAGACUUCUAUUGGGACGAAGAAACUAGCAAGUUCAGUGGAUACAUUCCACCUACUCCUGUUAAUGCUGAAGACCCAUUGUUCUUAUUGUACACCUCCGGAUCCACGGGUACUCCCAAGGGAGUGGUUCACACCACUGCCGGGUACCUUUUAGGAGCGGCGUUGACCACCAAGUACAUUUUUGAUAUCCACCAACAAGAUGUCUUGUUCACGGCCGGUGAUGUUGGUUGGAUCACGGGCCAUACCUACGCGUUGUACGGACCAUUAUUAUUGGGAGUCACAUCGGUGGUAUUUGAGGGAACCCCAGCGUAUCCAGACUUUGGCCGGUUGUUCAAGAUCAUUGAUGACCACAAAGUUACUCACUUCUAUAUUGCUCCAACUGCGUUGAGAUUGUUGAGAAAAUCUGGGGAAGCCGAGAUUGCCAAAUACGAUUUGUCCACUUUGAGAACCUUGGGUUCUGUGGGUGAACCUAUUUCUCCAGAUAUUUGGGAAUGGUAUAACGAGAAAAUCGGUAAGGGUCAAUGUCAUAUUGCUGAUACCUACUGGCAAACCGAGUCUGGUUCUCAUUUCAUUGCUCCAAUUGCUGGUAUCAUUCCAAACAAGCCAGGAUCUGCCGCUUUACCAUUCUUCGGGAUUGACACUUGUCUUAUUGACCCAGUUUCGGGCCAAGAGAUCCACGGAAAUGAUGUGGAAGGGGUUUUGGCCAUCAAGAGUUCGUGGCCUUCCAUGGCCCGUUCGGUGUGGAAAAAUCAUGGAAAGUACAUGGAUACUUACUUGAAGCCAUAUCCAGGUUUUUACUUCACUGGGGAUGGGGCUGCUAGAGAUCAUGAUGGUUACUACUGGAUUAGAGGAAGAGUCGAUGAUGUGGUGAACGUCAGUGGCCACAGAUUAUCGACGGCUGAAAUCGAAGCGAUUUUGAUCGAAUAUCCUGGUGUAACUGAAUCUGCCGUGGUUGGUAUCAACGACGAUUUGACUGGACAAGCUAUUGUUGCCUAUGUAGCUUUGAAAGACAAUGCGGUGGACAAUUUGGAUGAGUUGAGAAAAGCCUUGGUGAUGUUGGUAAGAAAAGAAAUUGGUCCUUUUGCUGCUCCCAAGUCCAUUAUUGUCGUUGCUGACUUGCCCAAAACCAGAUCCGGUAAGAUCAUGAGAAGAAUCUUGAGAAAGAUUAGUUCUCACGAAGCCGACCAAUUGGGUGAUAUCUCCACCUUGGCCAACCCUCAAUCUGUUGAAGGUAUCAUUGAAUGCUUCAGUGCCCAAUUCGGAAAGAAAUAA